This is a messenger RNA of Trichomonas vaginalis G3, 621 nucleotides long. Its product is annotated as organellar and viral DNA polymerase type B. The transcript has a single exon. Lineage: Eukaryota; Parabasalia; Trichomonadida; Trichomonadidae. Gene Ontology annotation, molecular function: DNA-directed DNA polymerase activity; nucleotide binding; DNA binding. The annotation marks the transcript as partial. The record is from RefSeq and is a predicted model, not a curated record. Gene Ontology annotation, biological process: DNA replication.
AUGACAGAAGUGAAAGGAACUCCCAUCAUUAAAGGUUCACGAACAAUGCAAAUAACUGGUUUAUAUAAAGGACGGGCAAUUAUUAUAAAAGACUCUUACAGUGUUAUAAAUAAGAAGCUUAAACUAUUUCCUGCUAUGUUUAACUUACAAACAGGACCGAAAGAAGUAUUUCCAUACAACUACUACAGCAGUGUUUUGUUAGCAAAUGACAACAGAACUGGUGUCAUUUCUGAAGCAUGUAAGUUUAUCCAGGAUGCAGAUACAUUUAUGAAAAACAUAGAUUCCAUCAAAGGUUGCAGAAUAGAUGAAAACCAUUUCGAUUUAGAAAAGUAUAGCACAUUUUAUUGCAAACAAGAUGUAAGAAUUUUAAGAGAAGGUUUUGUUAAGUUCCGCAAUGACUUAUUGAAAGAGUUUGAUUUAAACGUUUAUGACUACGUUAGUAUUUGUUCAAUUGCUAACAAAUUAUUUGAGAACAGAGUGUACUUCCCGAAUGGAAAUUUAUAUGACCUCUCAAAUAAACCAAGAGAAUUUAUUUCGAGAUGCAUUCAAGGUGGAAGAUGUAUGCUGUCAGAUAACAUGAAACAAAAGAGCGAAAAGAAACUCAUUGCUGACUUCGACGCU